This is a messenger RNA of Phycodurus eques (leafy seadragon), 2166 nucleotides long. Its product is annotated as CTD nuclear envelope phosphatase 1A. The record is from RefSeq and is a predicted model, not a curated record. The transcript is spliced from 9 exons. Gene Ontology annotation, molecular function: protein serine/threonine phosphatase activity. The coding region runs from base 441 to 1178 and encodes 245 amino acids. Lineage: Eukaryota; Metazoa; Chordata; Actinopteri; Syngnathiformes; Syngnathidae.
UCACGUCGGCAAUGGCGGCUCGCAGUUUCAUUCCGGAUUUCCAGUGGACUACAAACUGAUUUUACCCACACAAGUUGGGACUGUGUGGGAGUUUUGUUUUGUUUUGUUGUUGUUGUUUUUUAGGACGACCUCGCGUCGGACGCCCGCGCACAGCGAAGACGAAUCGAGCUGCCGUUGGAGCAGGAGGCGACCGGCAGCUUUUUUUGGACUUGUUUUUGCACCGGGUUCAAGGUGGUCACCCUGUCGAGCGAGCUAGCGCUAGCGCUAGCUCGGCGGCUACGAGCUAACGCUGCUCAGCUCGACGAGCUCCCCAAAAAACAGCAGAGCCCUCCUCAGCACAUUCGCCUACUAUACCGAUGUCGUCGAUUUAAUGCUCGUCGUGCCACAAGUGUGCAGAGCGAGUUCUUCCACCGACUGCUGACUCGUCCUGGCCCGCCAACAUGCUGAAGACCCGCCAGUGUUUACUCGGCAUCCGCACUUUCCUCGGGGUCACGUCCAGAAUAUGGGGCUUCUUCAUGUACAUCCUCAGGAAGCACCUGCGAACGAUCAUCCAGUAUCAGACGGUGCGAUAUGACACCUUGCCUCUGUCGCCUAUCUCCAGGAACAGACUGAACGGAGUCAAGAGGAAGAUUCUGGUCCUGGACCUGGACGAGACCCUGAUCCACUCUCACCACGACGGGGUCCUGAGGCCCACGGUGAGGCCGGGAACGCCCCCCGACUUCAUUCUCAAAGUCGUCAUUGACAAGCACCCGGUGCGAUUCUUCGUACAUAAAAGGCCACAUGUGGACUUCUUUUUAGAAGUGGUGAGCCAGUGGUACGAGCUGGUGGUGUUCACAGCCAGCAUGGAGAUCUACGGCUCAGCGGUGGCGGACAAGUUGGACAACAAUAGGAACAUCCUCAGACGCAGAUAUUACAGACAGCAUUGUACAUUGGAUCUAGGUAGUUAUAUCAAAGACUUGUCGGUAGUACACGACGACCUGUCCAGUAUUGUCAUCCUCGACAAUUCGCCCGGUGCUUAUCGAAGCCAUCCAGAUAAUGCAAUACCCAUCAAGUCCUGGUUCAGUGACCCCAGUGACACAGCACUUCUUAACUUGCUGCCUAUGCUGGAUGCGUUAAGGUUCACCGCCGACAUCCGCUCCGUCCUCAGUCGAAAUCUCCACCAGCAUCGGCUCUGGUAAUUGGUCGAUUGCGGAGGAUCGGUCAAUAGACGACCCGCCAGCGCUUCCUCGUUGGAGGCGAGCGUUGGGAUGAACACUUUGGGUGCCAGAUUUUUAGCCCCGCCGCCAUCUUAGUUCUAUACUUGACCCCCCUGCCCCGACCCUGGCAAAAAAAAUGAACUGGAGCUUCUCCAACGCCUUUUUAAACUUUUUUUUUUUUUUCCCCCUCAUCGCUGAUGAAAUGAAGAGGAUCCAUCCACUCAGUAAACAAUAUUACAGAUUCAAAUUUUUAUGAUUCACUGAUCAAGUACGCUAUUUCUUUUUCUUUUUUUUCCCAAAAGGAUACAGUGGGUUUUCUUUUCUUGCAAGACACGUCUCAUCCUUGGAUAUUCUUGUUUGUUUUUGUGGAUUUUUAAAUAAACAAGAAUGAAAAACACGAGGAUAAAACAUAUGGCUUGUACCCAUUCUAUGGACUGCUGUGCUGUCUUUUCCAUAUCUGUCACCAUUAAAUAACAUUUCACUCUGCUCUUGGGAUUGCAAUUGCACUUGAUUUGUGUUGCCACUCUCCUUCUCUUCUGUUUUUCUUACUUUUGUUUGACAGCCCUCCCCUUUCCUGUAUGGCUUUUAGAGCCUUUCAAAAUGCAUUCCGAACAAUAAUGCCCAGGCUCCGAAGCCAUGUCUUUAUUGGCUCUGUCUUACUACUACUACUACUAAUAAUAAAAAACACUUGUCAGCAUCAGUUGGAAGCACUGAUAGUUUCUGUCCUCAUUGAGCAUCAAUUAUCCUCGGAAAUGAAAUGCUCCCUGUCAUCAAGCCUUCUCAUUAACUUUCCUGGUGACGUAGUAACAUGUCAUACCAGUGAGAUCAGAAUCUAAAAAGUACUCAACAGACUUCUGCUUUUUAACAUUUCUGUCAUUCAAACCCUGCGGGCUCUAUGCUGGCCAUUUGUGUCCACCUCGCUUCCUUUUUUUGGAACCAUUGUAGCCAACGUAAAAUAAAAAAUUCUAAG